Messenger RNA from Salvelinus fontinalis (brook trout), 5838 nucleotides. RefSeq names its product high mobility group protein HMGI-C-like. Gene Ontology annotation, molecular function: DNA binding; transcription coregulator activity. Lineage: Eukaryota; Metazoa; Chordata; Actinopteri; Salmoniformes; Salmonidae. Gene Ontology annotation, biological process: regulation of DNA-templated transcription. The transcript is spliced from 6 exons. Bases 2096 to 2479 code for a protein of 127 amino acids. Gene Ontology annotation, cellular component: nucleus; chromatin. The record is from RefSeq and is a predicted model, not a curated record.
GGCGAUUAGAUUAUUAGAUUAUCGGACAUUACAUAUUGAACCUUGGCAGUGACCUCCGGGUGUCCUUGUGAAGCACAUGCCUCCUUAACCUCAUGCUUCCCAAAAGCACUCCCACACCCUUCACUAAAACUGCUGACCACCAAACCCUUCACUCCCCUCCCCCCAAUCAAAAUACCUUCUUUGCCCCCCAGCCUCUAAAGAAAUCCCUCCGCUGCCUGUCUUUUGAUGCCUGCCCCCACGUCCAAAGACAUGCCUUUGUGCCUUAUACAGAACUGAAUGCGCUGCACAUUCUUUCUGGUUCUAUAGGAGGAUUUUUGUAACUCGGUCCUGAUGAGCCCACGGAAUUCAGCUUAAAUAAACCCCAAGAUCAGAGUCCAACGGAAUCUCAGACACACCAGCCUGCAGAGGGGCAGUCAACUAACUCUUUCUCUCUUUCUCUCAAUUCAAUUUCAAUUCAAUUCGAUUUCAAUCUAAGGGGCUUUAUUGGCAUGGAAAACAUAUGUUUACAUUGCCAAAGCAAGUGAAAUACAUCAUAAACAAAAGUGAAAUAAACAAUAAAAAUGUACAGUAAACAUUACACAUACAUGCUCUCUCUUCCUCUCUCUGACACACACACACUGACACACACACACUGACACACACACACACACACACUGACACACACACACUGACACACACACACACACACACUGACACACGCACACUGACACACACACACUGACACACACACACACACACACACUGACACACACACACACACACUGACACACAGACACUGACACACACACACUUUAGCUUUCUUCUUAUUACACGCAAACAAACGUAGACACUCAUAAAUCUGCAUAUCCACGUACAGUAUUCACAAAUACACACAUACCCAUUUACCCAAAGAACUAAAAGAGAAUUGAACAGUACGCAGUACUUGUGUAUUGUGGUUCAACAAAUUACUACAACAAACGAGUGCUGGCUUUGGUCAGUUUCAGUGGCAGUUUGACAAUUCAUAGUGCUCACUUUCAUGAAAUUCUGUUUAUAAUAGAUGACUAAUCAAAUACUUAUAUGACUGAUGGUUCUCGUUUAUAAUGCAGAUACGGGUUGACUAAAUGGUUUAUAAAUGAGUAACAAAGUAGCACAAACGAAUCUCCAGUCAUGGCUUCUGCAGACUUUUUAUUCCAUGGUGAAGAGAACUUUUCAUUUCAAUUGAUCAUAUACAUGUGAAUAGGCCUACAUCAGGUUGUUUUGAACAAGCUUACAGACUUUUUUGGUCACAUGGGUUUUUAUUUUCUCUCAAUGUCUUUUGUCUUCAUAACUGGAGGUAAUUCAUUGUUAUUCUCUGUAACCCAUACUUUUUCACAUGUAUAAAGUACUGCAUUUUCAUUAUGCAAAUGAGUGCUUUCAGGAAGCAUUGAAGAUUUGCCAGUCGUUUUCAAUGUAGGCCUGUUUGUAGAGAAUUCUAGGACCUGCUGUAUGUUCAUGCUACUGUAAAUGUAUGAUCUGCAGAAUCUAGAUCUAGCGUAGCCUAUAUGAUGCCUACCACUCACAUGUGGGUGGUCCACUGAGCAAGGGGCGUGUUCGACUGUUUCACCCCUCCUACCCCCACCGCUCUCCUGGAGCAUGCUUUAAUAGAGAAAGUAUGCAAUGUUCAUAUAUGCUCCAGCUCCAACCCCCAUCAUACUUCAACUGGGGUAUUCGUGACCAAACGAGGAUACGGCAGACAAACGUAAGGGGAUCACACACAAACAGAGUGAGAUAGAGGAAAGGAGGGAGGGGAAGAGGGAGAGAAAGAAAGAGGGAGAGAAAGAAAGAGGGAAGAAAGAAAGGAGGCAGUGUCAGUUUAUUCCAAGGUAAACUUUAUUAAAGGCGACUGUCUGUAAUAUAAAGACAUUUUAAGAAUAAUAUACUCACUGAAUUGUAGGCUAAACUUUCCUACAAUUCCAUUGCGGUUUUUAUUAAGUAGGCUAACAGCAAAACCAACUGGUGGGGGCAAGGUAACAAUCACGGCUAAGUCUGCCCCUCCCUAACCCUCUCCCCUGAGGCCUGAGCUCUGGGCAUCCAAGCCCACACCCCCAUUUCACUUCGCUGGUGGACAGACAUAGGGAUGAGCAACAGUGGGACCAAGGAGCCGUCACCACAGCCAGGAGUGGCCCAAUCACCUGCCUCCACACCUCCACGCAGGGGCCGGGGACGCCCACGAAAACAACAGCAGGAGCCCACUGGCCCCCCAACCCCAAAGAGACCCAGAGGACGACCCAGAGGAAGCAAGAACAAGGGGCCUCGUGCCACACCCAAGAAUGUAGAGCCAGUCGGGGAGAGAAGACCUCGGGGCCGGCCAAGGAAAUGGCCCCAGAAAGUAGUUCAAGAGGUAAUCCAGGAACAGCAAAGUCCUUCAGAAGAAACUGAGGGCCCCUCACAGUCACAGUCUCUGCCCGCUGAGGCUUCGCCAUCUCAGGCUCCAGCCCAGGAAGUGGCAAAGGGGGAAUAGACAAUGUGCCACAAAACUACCUCAAGGUUUGGGCAGAGACAAAGAGGUGUACAAUCCAACCUCCAUUGUCAUGAGGAUUCCAAAACAACAGAUAAUAGCCCUGCUUUGUAGAACAGUAGGCCUGAUGGUGGUAUUGUGAUUGGAGUCUGUCCAGCACUGAGGCUGGGUCAAUAAUGGGCAUAGAUUUGGUCAGUUGAUUGAUUACUUAGGAUUCGGGUCAGUGGGUGGGGCUGUUCAGAGAUUGGUUGAUGUGUGUGUGUGUGUUCGUGUGCAUGCGAGCGUGUAUGCGUUUGUGGUGUUAAUGGUGGUUGCAUGGUGGGGAGUUUUUUUUUUUAAAGGAUGCAGCUGCUGUCAUCAAAUUUGACUGACAUUUCAAAACACAUUACCGGGACAAGAUUCAUGACCCAUUUGACACUAUUGUCACACAGGAGCUCGACUUAAACGUAAUUGUCUGUCCUGAUUGUGAAGAAACACGGGGAUAUUUUGUUAGAUAUACGUUGGAAUGGGAAUACAUGAACAGAAUACAUGAACAUGAACAGAAUUAAGUCUGAACUCAACAGUGACAUGACAUCACAUAUCAGGUUUUGUUUUUACUACAUUGCUCUAACCACACUCAUUAAAACCUUAGAGGGCCAUACUUGCGAACAUUAGAACACGUUUUUGUUUCAGUUUAAGCAUCUGUCAAUAUGUCAUUCUACAUUUCAAAGGAAAAAACAUUAUCUCACCUGGGAUUCAAACUUGUCGCAAACGGUACCAGGAGCCAGGCUGGCUACACUGUGAGCUCAUUGUCCACUUGAAGUUGCUUGUGUGUUUUAGUAACUCUGAAUAACAGAUCCUGCCAUUUGACUUCUGUUAAGGACGCUUCCAUGGACAAGUGUUGGAUCAUGUCCAAAUACGUAUUUUAAUUAGCUGAUACGAAAUUUCAACCAGAUAUAAAUAUACAUAUAUACAGCCACCUGGUGAGCUAUACAGCCACCUGGUGAGCUUAGCAUGUGCCAGGUUAUGUAAUGGUAACAGCUAACAUGUAGCCUUUGAUCACGUACAACUACAUCAACGAUUUUAAUUGGCUGAUGCUUAAACUUAUUCUAAUGUUCACAAGUAUGGUCCCCAGGGAUUUUUUGCCUUAAUAUAGCUAUGCACAUAGCUAUUCAGGUGUGAUUCAUGUGUCAUUCUACUCAGUUUAUGAUAUUAUUCCAUUUUUAUUGUGUAUUUCUGAUCUGUUUUUGACAUUCACAAUAUUACUUGACACACAUAAACCUCAUUAAGACCUUAACUCACCUCAGUUCCUUUGCCUUUCAGUCUACCUCAGUCACAGAAAAGCAGAGGAGAACUCUUUAUAGCCUCUCCCCGUACCAAAAAAAACUAACAAAGACACACACACACACACACACACACACACACACACACACACACACACACACACACACACACACACACACACACACACACACACACACACACACACACACACACACACACACACACACACACACACACACACACACCUACUCAGGACAAUCCCAUACACACUGUACCCACUAGCCUCACACUCUCACUUCCACUUCCAUGCUGACUGACUCUUUAAGCGUGUUCCAGCAGCAGCCUUUAGUGGUAAUGCUCUGAUUAAAUAUCUGAGAUAAGACUUGGGGCUAGAUUCUAUCAGAUCCGUGCUACAUUCACACAGCGGUUGUUUUGGAGGUGGAACUGCGUUAGAGCUGUCAAAUCCACAAGCGGCUCCUUGAGUUACCUUAUCGCGGACACUGCCAUUGGAUGCAACGAAACCACACCCGACUUUAUAUCCAACAGAUCUAUCAUGGAUCAUUUCUAUCAUGGAUAGAGGCUACACUUUCUAUCGCCGUUUUGGACAAACACGGUAGGGAUAAUACAGAAGGGAGGGGUUGGUGACACACAUGAUUAGUUAGCUCAUACCUCAGUAAUACUGGACCUCCAACACUGCCAAAACAUCCACUAUGCGGAUGUCGGAUAAUGUGGGUUAACACUCGAUCUGAUUGAAUCGAGUCCUUGGUCUAUCUACCUGGGUUCAAAAUGACCCAAUAUUUUACUGUUUACUGUAGUUGCUUACUUACUCAUUACUUUUUUUUUUUUUAUUGUUUUAUCACAACGUCUGUGAGCCCUUACAUUUUUUUUCUCUCUUCACUUUUUACAUAAGAUACAAUGUGAUCAUUAUUUCAUUUCAAGCUUUCACUUUCACGCUACAGAUGCAUUUCAUUAACAAUCCUAACAUGAGUUGAACUGAUGUCAGUGAAGUGUGAGACAUGAAAUAGUGAGUUAACACUUUGUUUUGGAUCUUGCUGUAAUGUAUUUCUGGAGUGCGUGGACUUAUCCACGUGCAAUCUUUUUCUAGGGAAAGUUCAAGCGUUUAGUUUUCUGUCAGUUGCAAGUUAGUAUGUCUGAGUCUUUUCUAACCUAGACUUUUUCUCUUGUUACUUCACCUCUUUGGAUGGCAUCACUGUUUGCGCUGUGGACUACCUCUGAAACUAGUCUGCUUUGGCUCUCAGAGGGGUGACUGGCUGGUUUUAGCUUUGCUUGUCCCCUGCAAUCUUACCAUAGCUAUGGAACAACUAUAUCAGAGGUCCACUCAUCUCACUUUGUUCGUAACAGCAUACUGUAUACAGAUGUAGGAUCUUAAUUUGAUCACAUUUUUGUUGCUGAGUUUUUUCCUGCAUUGCAGGAAAUGUAAACUUGUAGUAUAUUUGAGAUUUCCACUUUGAAAUUUCAGAAUUGAUUUGCCCUAAUGAAAAAUGUAUCAACCCUUACAAAAAUGUUAAUUAAUUAUAAUCCACAUAAUAAUUCACAUUUCCUGUUCCUGCAGGAUUAUGUUUCUGCUGUAGCAAACUGGAUCAAAUUAAGAUCCUACAUCUGUAGGUAAAUAAACCCAAAGUACGGUACUAUGAUGUCAGUAAGAGUGGCUCUUAACCUAACCACAGUCAUACCUCAGCAAUAUCAGGAUAGCCACUAUCUAUAUUAUAAUCACAGUGUUGCUCUAAAUGAGCUGACUGAUAUUGAUAUAUUCAGUAUAAAUAUUUUAGGAGUUUAUUUCAUGUACUUGUUGUUAUGCUUUAUGUAUGAGGGUUUUUAAAUAUUGAAUAGAGUAGUUAGGUUCUCUUAUCUUGUAACAUCUCCAGUUUUAAUCUUUUUUGUGUUUGCGAUCAAUGAAAAAGUCUCCCUUUUCAUUUUAGUCUUUCAUAUAUUGUUUGAUUUAUUUUUGAUUUCAAUCCAUUUGAACUUGAAUACACAACUCAAGAGGCUGUUUUCUAAUUUGCCUCUGAUCUGUCUCGCUUCAUUGAGUAUAGAGGUGCUACUUGGUCUUUCUGUUACCAAUAAAUGGUUCACAUAUG